AUGCAGGGAUGCGGGGGGGUAUUAGAGGGGCAGAUGGCCCCCAUAGAGGGGGGUGUGUUGGUUUAUGGUGAUGGGACUUUCUAGGGGGUUGUGGGAAAGUGGGGUAAGAACAAGUGUGAGUGUCGUCACUGCGCCAUUGUCGCCGGUCUGCACUUGGUUUAAUAGAAGUUCUCCUAACUUGACCCCACUAACCCUUGCUAGUCUUCUGCCUUCAUCUCGGCCAUUUGUCCUGCCCUCCUUGGCUCAAUGACUCCCCGGCAUUUGGCCCUAUUAUUGUGGCCGGUUUCGGUAAAAGUAUUGUGGACACAGAACUAUCACAGCCAUCAAUCAGUUGGCCGGUGUAGACUAUCAAGUGCUUUUUUUGUGGUUGGAAGAGUUCGCCCCCAGGGCGAACGUGGCUGUCUGUCUCUAUUCCGGUCCCGUUCUGUAUUGUUGUGUCUACGUCUUUGCUUGUAAACACAGAUACAGAGGGCAUGGGAUGGGAAACUUGGUGUAUGAAUGGAUUAGAGACAGGCAAGGCUCCAGCCAUGACAUGCUCAGUGCCCCAGUACAUAGUAAUGUGAGGUGUAGUUUACAAGUUCAGUUUGAAUUUUUUCCUUUACUGGAUUGUCCCAUAAGGUUCGAAUAUCAAGCUCCCUUACUGGUCCGUCCCCCUUACCUCAUCUUAUAGUGAUUGGGUGGAUUGGUACUUUAUGGGUAAACUAUAUAGCCAACAUUGAGUUCCUUUGGGAAUUCACUUAUAGUGGGUGAUUCGAUAAACACAUGCAAUAGCAUCACCAGUGUUCACAAUAGUAAACACAGUUAUCAUCAUUAUCCUGGACUACAUGACAUAAUUUAUCCCCGCUGUACUGGUCUACAAAAUGAACCAACACUGAUGUUCUCAACCCUAACUGCCAAUGAUCUUCUUCCCCCCUUUUCUAGAUGUCUGUGGUGCCAAGGAGCUGGCGUUCCUAUUGGAGCCCAGUGACAUCAUCGCUGUGCGGGAUCGGCCGCUGAUGCUGGACUGCCAGGUGGAGGGCGAGGGUACCAUCUCGAUCACGUGGCGCAGGAACGGGGUGCCCGUGGUAGUGGGGGAGCGGGUACAGAUGCUGCCCAAUGGGACCCUCUUCAUCCAGAGCUUCCAGAAACGACUAGAGAGAGGCGGAAGUGAGACGGACGUUGGAGAGUAUGACUGCGCCUCCCAGAACCGCUUUGGCAUGCUGGUCAGCCGCAAGGCCCGGGUUCAGCUUGCAUGUGAGUUCCCCUCCCUUACAUACUGUUUUACGGUUACCUAGUAUAAUUUAUGUAAUGGCGACCUAUGUAACAGUCGCCUACAUAACAGUCACUUAUGUAGAGAGAAUAUCCCACACUCAAUGCACAUACAAUACACAGAAAACACUUCACCAAUCUAUCAAUACACAACAUAAGAUAGCAUAGUAUUGAGUAUUAAGGGAAAUGGUUCAUUUGCUCUUGCUGGCAUAGUUACUCUCCACCAGCCAACCACUACUGGUGCUAAUUUUACUUAGAAAUACAGUAGCUAAAAAACUCAUUUUCAAGACUAUAUCAAUACAAAGAUUACACAUCUUGAGUUAUGACCGAGGCGCCAUUUUACAAAUAACCUAAAUACGCUUUCAUUACCAGUCAAGGGAAAAAUAUAAAUAAGAGUUACAUAAUACAUAUACAUGAUUGCCCAGUACAUAAACCGUAGUUUUAGAGUAGCCUUGAAUAUCCACAUAUUGUUUGAGCAUGGUUUGCCAGCACUCUUAUGCCAUGUACACAUUGUGACGUAUUUCAUUACUCCGUACGUCAUCUUCACGGAAUCUUGCCCCGCUACUGAAUGGACAAGUGUAGUGUAUGUAACGCAAGAUAGAGGAAAGCCUGUCUCUCGUCAGAGAUUUAUUUUGGGAGAAUGCAAAAUAUGACCUUUUCAUUCAAGACAGGAUAAAUAUAUUGUUUCAGGUAAUAAUAAAACAUGUUUUGUUUAGUUACUAUUUCCCCCUCAAGUUGUUACUUUAUAGCAAGUCAAGCUAGCUUGCACUGCAUAGCAGCUACCUAGCUAAAGGCUAGGUUGAAGAUACCAUUGUAGUUAGCGACCUCCACCUAAUAAUUAUCAUAAAAAAACAAACGUCAUUACCAUCACAAUAAACUUAAACGGGAGGCAACAGUCAUAAUAUAAUUGGCCUAACAGCCGAUGUGUAUUAUUUAACAUUACUAUUAAAGUAGUACUCACUUAUAGGAAUGGGUAAUUGUUUAUAAGUUGCUAGCUAUCCCAUAAAGCCAUCACCAAAACCCACAUAUUUUUACCAUCUUCUGUUGUUUGGUGACUUCCUGUUCUUCGACGGACUCGAUUUGGAAAAUUUCAAAGUAGGCCUAUGCGGCGUCUGUCUCGCAACGGAGCCUUCAACCUAAAGGGGGCGUUGCAAUCCCACUCUGUUGUGGACGUCCCCAUUGAAAUGCAUGACAUCCGGCGCAACGUAAUGGAGUGCUUAUGGGUAAGGUGAACGAGGCUUUACAAUUAGUAAUAUAUUCAAUGUGUAGCCUAGCUACACAAACACAUGAUUAGUCAAUAAUAUUCCCUUCUGAAUGUGAUUUAGAGAGAACCAGCAGCGAAUGUUACCAGGUCCUCCCCCUCACUCCAGGGUAAUGCUACAGAAGUCAUAGAAAUUGUGGAGAGGCCAAAGAAUGGCUUUUGUCCUAUCUAUGGGAGAUCACUACAUGUAGUCCCCUCUCUGUCAAAACAGGCAAUAUAUUCUGUUCUUAAUGAUGAACCAUACUGCGAACACCUUUGUCGCAUACCUGGCAACCCAAGACCCCCUCGGACUCUAUAGACUCUGUUAUAAAUUAUGCUCCCUGCUGAGAACACCUUAGUUGCAUACCUGGCAACCCGAGACCACCUCAGACUCUUUCACCUCUUGUGUUUCUUUGAGGCACUGUGGGUGAUGAAUGGUACACCCCCACUAAGUGUACUGACACGUGGACACACACAAAACACACACACAAAAAACAUAGUGUUCAGACAAGAUUUAAGAUGAGAUAAAAUGUAAGAUAAACACACUGCAAUUCUGCUGGGUUUUUCACACUCAACACUUUCCCGUGUGUAUCAAGAAUGGUCCACCACCCAAAGGACAUCCAUCCAACUUGACACAACUGUGGGAAGCAUUGGAGUCAACAUGGGCCAGCAUCCCUGUGGAAAUCAUUUGACACUUUGUAGAGUCCAUGCCCCAAUGAAUUGAGGCUGUUCUGGGGGCAAAAGUGGGGGGAAUGUGUUCUUAAUGUUUUGUACACUCAGUAUAUAUUUUUGUAUAAUAUUGUUGACUCUGCUGCUCAUCUUGGACCAGGUCUCCUCUUGCAAAAUAGAGAUUUUAUCUCAAUGAGACUAAGCUGGGUCAAUAAAUGUUCAAUGGAGAUAUAACUUUUGUUGUUCUUUCUUCCUCAGUUCUCCCUAAGUUCCAUACCCACCCAGAGUCCAUGUCAGUGGACGAUGGCGGAGUGGCUCGCUUCAAGUGCCAGGUCAACAGUGUGCCUGAAGCCAACAUCACCUGGGAGAGGGACAGGAUCCCACUCAGUACCACCGACAACAGGUACCAUCAUCAUAAUAUAUAGGCCAAUACACUCACUCACACGCACACAGACAUUUCAUAAAAUGAGUUAUUGUUGGAUGAUUGCUAAUGAACUUGGCGCUUGGCGUCACCCUGCAAGAGAGUUUGAAAUAUUAGCGAUGUAGCUACCUUGCUGCAGACAGGCAUUUUGAAAAAGUAGCUAACUUUUACAUUCUCAGAAUAACUACAGUGCCUUGCAAAAGUAUUCAUCCCCUUGGCAUUUUUCCUAUUUUGUUGCAUUACAACCUGUAAUUUAAAUGGAUUUUUAUUUGGAUUUCAUAUAAUGGACAUACACAAAAUAGUCCAAAUUGGUGGAGUGAAAUGAGAAAAAUAACUUGUUGAAAAAAAUUCUAACAAACUAAUAAUGGAAAAGUGGUGCGUGCAUAUAUAUUCACCCCCUUUGCUAUGAAGCCCCUAAAUAAGAUCUGGUGCAACCAAAUACCUUCAGAAGUCACAUAAUUAGUUAAAUAAAGUCCACCUGUGUGCAAUCUAAGUGUCACAUGAUCUCAGUAUAUAUAUACACAUGUUCUGAAAGGCCCCAGAGUCUGCAAAACCACUAAGCAAGGGGCACCACCAAGCAAGCGGCACCAUGAAGACCAAGAAGCUCUCCAAACAGGUCAGGGACAAAGUUGUGGGGAAGUACAGAUCAGGGUUGGGUUAUAAAAAAAUAUCAGAAACUUUGAACAUCCCACUGAGCACCAUUAAAUCCAUUAUAAAAAAAUGGAAAGAAUAUGGCACCACAACAAAACUGCCAAGAGAGGGCCGCCCACCAAAACUCACGGACCAGGCAAGGAGGGCAUUAAUCAGAGAGGCAACAAAGAGACCAAAGAUAACCCUGAAGGAGCUGCAAAGCUCCACAGUGGAGAUUGGAGUAUCUGUCCAUAGGACCACUUUAAGCCAUACACUCCACAGAGCUGGGCUUUACGGAAGAGUGGCAAGAAAAAAGCCAUUGCUUAAAGAAAAAAAUAAGCAAACACGUUUGGUGUUCGCCAAAAGGCAUGUGGGAGACUCCCCAAACAUAUGGAAGAAGGUACUCUGGUCAGAUGAGACUAAAAUUGAGUUUUUUGGCCAUCAAGGAAAACGCUAUGUCUGGCGCAAACCCAACACCUCUCAUCACCCCGAGAACACCAUCCCCACAGUGAAGCAUGGUGGUGGCAGCAUCAUGCUGUGGGGAGGUUUUUCAUCGGCAGGGACUGGGAAACUGGUCAGAAUUGAAGGAAUGAUGGAUGACGCUAAAUACAGGGAAAUUCUUGAGGGAAUCCUGUUUCAGUCUUCCAGAGAUUUGAGACUGGGACGGAGGUUCACCUUCCAGCAGGACAAUGACCCUAAACAUACUGCUAAAGCAACACUUGAGUGGUUUCAGGGGAAACAUUUAAAUGUCUUGGAAUGGCCUAGUCAAAGCCCAGACCUCAAUCCAAUUGAGAAUCUGUGGUAUGACUUAAAGAUUGCUGUACACCAGCGGAACCCAUCCAACUUGAAGGAGCUGGAGCAGUUUUGCCUUGAAGAAUGGGCAAAAAUCCCAGUGGCUAGAUGUGCCAAGUUUUAUAGAGACAUACCCCAAGAGACUUGCAGCUGUAAUUGCUGCAGAAGGUGGCUCUACAAAGUAUUGACUUUGGGAGGGUGAAUAGUUAUGCACACUCAAGUUUUCAGUUUUUUUGUCUUAUUUCUUGUUUGUUUCACAAUAAAAAAUAUUUUGCAUCUUCAAAGUGGUAGGCAUGUUGUGUAAAUCAAAUGAUACAAACCCCCCAAAAAUCCAUUUUAAUUCCAGGUUGUAAGGCAACAAAUAGGAAAAAUGCCAAGGGGAGUGAAUACUUUCGCAAGCCACUGUAUAUGUCACAUCUACAGUAUAUGGGCACUCAUACCUCUCUCAACCCCUCCCUCUCCCUUGUCCAGGUACACUCUCCUGCCCAUGGGUAUCCUCCAGGUGACUGGUGUGAGGCGGAUUGACGCCGGGGUGUACCGUUGUAUGGCCUCCAACAUCGCCAACACACGCUUCAGCCACGAGGCUGUGCUCAAUGUGACCGGUGAGUGGGAACGACCCCACUCACAUUAAGCCUAGUCCUGUACUAAAAAUCAUGCUUAAUGGCGACUCUCCAUUGAUAACGCAUCUAAUUCCAGGAAUAGGCUUAAUCUGUGUCUGGGAAACUAGCCCUUAUAAUAUAGAUCAUAUAAUUAGAGGGACCUGGCAAUAGUGUAGUUCCAAUGGGUUUGUUCAUGUUAGUUUUUUAUCUAUAAUUUUAGUUGUUUGGGACACUCUAAAGAAUACUAAACUGACCACAACUAUGCUAAUCACAUAAAUCUUGUUAAAAGCCCUAUAGGCUAAAGCCAAAGUACGAACAUGGUCUUAUUCAGCCGAGGAAACUAUCUUACAGUAGUGUCUUAUUUCUCUUUCUCUUUGUGUGUGUGUUUGUGUCCUUUUCCUCUCUCUACAGGUGGGCCUUCCAGGAUCUACAAGGAGCCAGUUAUCCUCUCUGGGCCCCAGAACCUGACCAUCACCGUCCACCAGACAGCCAUUUUGGAGUGCAUCGCCACAGGGAAUCCCCGGCCCAUCGUGUCCUGGAGCAGGCUGGGUAACGACUGUUCUCAUGCAAUCAGAAUGGCAUACAAUGGCCUUAAUUUCUACCACACUUAGAUGAGUUAAUGCUAGCAGCUAAACAAUGAGUUGAUCUCUGUAUCAGCUAUUCUGCGUAUUAUGCACUAUGUUGCUCUACAGACGGGUUAGCUGAGAACGUCACAAAAACGAUGCACACGCUUCAAUGGGGCAUUGUUGUUGCGAAUAUGGAUGGCCAGAUAGCUAGCAAUAAUGACAAGAAGCUGCCAUGUGUGGAAUCGUAAGUGGCUGGUUUCAGUUAGUUUUAUUUUGUUCUUGAUACCAUGCCUUGUUUUGAAUUGUUUUGACUGAUGUCACGUCUAUGCUAACAUAACAAAAAAUUGCUAGCAAGCUAACCAACCACUGUAACGAUGGAUUUGAGAGACAAGUGCUCAUUGUGCAAAUGUAUUUAUGUUUUCAAUAAACAUUGGAGACUAAAUAUAGUUUACUUGUUGUCAACAAUCCAAGCCAAACCCGUUUUGCCCCAUAGUUGUGCAUGGGUCGAUUUUGUUGCUAAACAAACUUGAUUUUGAACCUUGUGUUUUUUGUAUUAUGUUGGCCUAUGUCUUAUUCCUUUGUGUGUGUGUGUGUGUGUACAUUUGUGUGCUCUCUCCAGAUGGGCGCUCCAUCGGGGUGGAGGGCAUCCAGGUGUUGGGCACUGGAAACCUGAUGAUCUCGGACGUGUCACUGCAGCACUCGGGGGUGUACGUGUGCGCCGCCAACCGCCCCGGGACUAGGAUGAGGCGUACCGCGCUGGGAAGACUGGUGGUGCAAGGUGAGCUCCCUCCAAACACUUAUACCCUUUUCACACUACUGUGCCGAAGUAAGCCGAGCCAAGCUGUACUGAGCUGGCCUGGUUUAGCAUCCAAUGUUUCUGGCACUGUGCUGGAAAAGACAAUGUGAAAAGAAAAUAUCUGAGCCAGCAGAAUACGGUUUAGGUCAACACAAUAGUCUGAAAAUGGUAAUACUGUACCUGCCUCACCUCACUAAAAGGCAGAGCCUGAAGGCUGAAUCAAAGUAAAGUUUAAAUCAUUCAUUAGGAAUUUAUACAGUAAGUGAAAUACUCCAAGAAUGGCUUUCCAUAUCACAGUGAGCCUUAGCCAAUGGUUCUAUGGUUUCAGCCCAGUGCUGCUGAUCACACUGAUGAAGCUUUAUCCUGGGUCAGUAACUGACUACCAACUGAUCAUGACACUGACGGAUACACAUGAUCACAGGAGCAGGAUGGGGGAGGGGGGUUAAUGUCCACAAGGUGGGGUGGGGGUGGAGGUGUGUGGGUGUAGGGUUUGGGGUUUGGGCUUUUGGGACUGGCUGACCCCAUCACAUUAACCUGUAUUGGAUUUGGCCAUGACUUCUGCCAGGGAAGGGAUGGAAAAGGGGUGGGUUUGGGAGAGAGGAGUUGAUACCCAAACUCCAUCCUCUCACCUCACCUUUGCCCCCCUUAGAGCUUUGAAGGGGUGAGGUGGGGAUGGGAGUUGGUCAUUUUAUUUGGUGACACUAUUGACGUGAGAGAGACCCACUUGUCUCUCACUUGUAAUUAAACAUUGACGCUGGUCCAGCUCGACUUUGUGUGUGUGUGUGUAUGUGUCCACUGCUGUCACUACCUCAGUGACAAGGCCCAUCCAUCACCCAGCAACUUUCCAUACGUUCACCUUCCUCAUAUUUCUCACUUGUCAUUACCCCCAUUUUAACUGGCUAUCCUAAGGGUUUCUCAUUAUACUGAGGACCCUACAAGGGUCUCAACACCUCUGGUUAAUAUGAGAGACCAACAACAUAAUAGGAAAAAAAAAUCCUACCAUAAACAACUAUGGAUAGGAUUAUAUUAGAAUGUAAUCAUGCGUUUUCUCUCCUGCCUCUCUAGAAGCGAUAAUCGCCACUAAAUAUGUAACUGAUAUAUGCAAUAUAUGGAUGUUGAUGUAAUAUAUCUAACAUUGCAUUUGCACUUUCAAAGUCAAUCAAUAUAUUGAAAUAUCCGUAUCUUUUCCUUAAUGACCUAGCCAAAUAUACAGUGGGGAGAACAAGUAUUUGAUACACUGCCGAUUUUGCAGGUUUUCCUACUUACAAAGCAUGUAGAGGUCUGUAAUUUUUAUCAUAGGUACACUUCAACUGUGAGAGACAGAAUCUAAAACAAAAAUCCAGAAAAUCACAUUGUAUGAUUUUUAAGUAAUGAAUUUGCAUUUUAUUGCAUGACAUAAGUAUUUGAUCACCUACCAACCAGUAAGAAUUCCGGCUCUCACAGACAUGUUCGUUUUUCUUUAAGAAGCCCUCCUGUUCUCCACUCAUCACCUGUAUUAACUGCACCUGUUUGAACUCAUUACCUGUAUAAAAGACACCUGUCCACACACUCAAUCAAACAGACUCCAACCUCUCCACAAUGGCCAAGACCAGAGAGCUGUGUAAGGACAUCAGGGAUAAAAUUGUAGACCUGCACAAGGCUGGGAUGGGCUACAGGACAAUAGGCAAGCAGCUUGGUGAGAAGGCAACAACUGUUGGCUCAAUUAUUAGAAAAUGGAAGAAGUUCUAGAUGACGGUCAAUCACCCUCGGUCUGGGGCUCCAUGCAAGAUCUCACCUCGUGGGGCAUCAAUGAUCAUGAGGAAGGUGAGGGAUCAGCCCAGAACUACACGGCAGGACCUGGUCAAUGACCUGAAGAGAGCUGGGACCACAGUCUCAAAGAAAACCAUUAGUAACACAUUACGCCGUCAUGGAUUAAAAUCCUGCAGCGCACGCAAGGUCCCCCUGCUCAAGCCAGCGCAUGUCCAGGCCCGUCUGAAGUUUGCCAAUGACCAUCUGGAUGAUCCAGAGGAGGAAUGGGAGAAGGUCAUGUGGUCUGAUGAGACAAAAAUAUAGCUUUUUGGUCUAAACUCCACUUGCUGUGUUUGGAGGAAGAAGAAGGACGAGUACAACCCCAAGAACACCAUCGCAACCUUGAAGCAUGGAGGUGGAAACAUCAUUCUUUGGGGAUGCUUUUCUGCAAAGGGGACAGGACGACUGCACCGUAUUGAGGGGAGGAUGUAUGGGGCCAUGUAUCGCGAGAUCUUGGCCAACAACCUCCUUCCCUCAGUAAGAGCAUUGAAGAUGGGUCGUGGCUGGGUCUUCGAGCAUGACAACGACCCGAAACACACAGCCAGGGCAACUAAGGAGUGGCUCCGUAAGAAGCAUCUCAAGGUCCUGGAGUGGCCUAGCCAGUCUCCAGACCUGAACCCAAUAGAAAGUCUUUGGAGGGAGCUGAAAGUCCUUAUUGCCCAGCGACAGCCCCGAAACCUGAAGGAUCUGGAGAAGGUCUGUAUGGAGGAGUGGGCCAAAAUCCCUGCUGCAGUGUGUGCAAACCUGGUCAAGACCUACAGGAAACAUAUGAUCUCUGUUAUUGCAAACAAAGGUUUCUGUACCAAAUAUUAAGUUCUGCUUUUCUGAUGUAUCAAAUACUUAUGUCAUGCAAUAAAAUGUAAAUUCAUUACUUAAAAACUUUUACAUUGUGAUUUUCUGGAUUUUUGUUUUAGAUUCUGUCUCUCACAGUUGAAGUGUACCUAUGAUAAAAAUUACAGACCUCUACAUGCUUUGUAAGUAGGAAAACCAGCAAAAUCGGCAGUGUAUCAUAUACUUGUUCUCCCCACUGUAGCUGGUUUGAAGGACUUAUUACUAUACCUAGUUACAAUACCUGUGAUAGAAUAGCGUCCUGUUCAGUGGGUGUACUUGUACAUAAAGCUGCCUUAGGCUCCUGCCCCUAUGGCCGUUCUGGCUUGGACAAGGCUUGCUACAAUAGCUAGUAGCUAGCAAACUGUUACAAUACCUAGCUACCAACAUGUUACCUAAUGCCAAACAAAAUGUAACCUAUAGCAACAAAAUGUUACCUAAACCUAGCUAGCCAAAUAUGACCUAGAAAGUAUACUAGAUCUCCAUAUAUCCCUUCACCCCUGUAAUCCAUUUAAAUCACUCUACUUUGCACCCAGCUGUUAAGGCUCUCCCCAUCCAUGUUGUGUCAGCCUCUUUGACCUGGUCAAUCAAUAGUUUUCCCUAUCAGUCUUUCACAAGUGGAUUGGCCAUGGAGGAGGUGGUCUUUAAUGUAUUCAUAAUUUUUUUUUAUUGAUUUCUCUCUAUUUGUUAAAGAAAAAAGAACAAAGAGCUUUUAGGAUGGUGGUCACAUGAAAUGGGUGAAAUUAUUGGUUCAUGGACAUUGUCAAUGUCAAAUACAGGCCCAAAGUGACCUAAAGUCCCCCAAUUCCCUUUCAAAAUGUGAUACUGGAGGUAUAUUCAGCUAGAAUGUCCUCUCAAUAUUUGCUGAUACUUGAUACUGUUCUCAAAAGGUGUCUAUAAUACUGUUCUCAAAAAGUGGCUACAAUCCACCACCAUAGUAUGGACUUAAAUUUGCCAUGUUGCAUCCAAUAAUAACAAUACAAACGUAUUGGUUAGGCACAAAUCAUAUAGAAUAGCCAUGGCCAUGAAACUAAUUACUUAACCUAUUUUUAGCUCUCACAUGUUCCCUAUUGCUGCCAAUAAGGCAAGUCUGAUCAUAUAGAAUAAUAUGAAAUAUUCUGAGAUAUCAUGCUAUUAUUAUGUCAGACUCCACACAAGUUCAAAGUCCUACUUUGCAGUUGGAGACCCUUAGCCAUAUGCACUGCGUAAAGGAGGUUAUUGGAGGUCAUAGAGGUCUGCUAUUUCACACACUCUGUCCUCCUGACAGACAGUCCGUUUCCCUCUCCCUUCUGCUCUUAAACCUUCUGGUCAUGGUCAUGAUAUGACGGGACAGGGGGACAGCCAGGAUAGGACAGGACAGAUGCAAGGCCAGAGAUUUGGACAAUGGGAGAGAGGAGAGAAAGAACAAGUGAGAAAAAAGAAGGAGCAGGAAGUGCAGACGGUCAUUGUAUGAGGGGGAGUGAGGGAUCACCUCUCACCUUUAAUCUCUGACCCCUUACCCCUGACCCUGUCCUAGGAAAAUGGUCGAAGUCGGGGAAGAGAGAGAGGGCGGGACACCGUACCGGGCAGGACAGAUAUGGAAGGAGAGAGAGAGGGGGGUGGUGUUUGGGGUGGAGGGUAAGAUUGAUGUGUCCCCAAAGAGAGAGGAGGGUGACCAGUCCCCACUCCCUGUCGUUUGUUACUACGGUUAUUGGGUGAGUGGGGAGGGGGGGACAGUUGUUCUCGUCACAGCUGGGUGUCAGGCGGGUGGGGGACAGAGUUCAGGGGACACAGAGGGAGAGGGGACACAAAGGGUGCAGGGCCAUUGUGUGAUGACUACUUUCUCUGAAUGGAUCGCCGGUUAUAAUCAUCCCCCUCAUCCACUGCGGUCUUUGGGGUAGAACAUUUUAAUAUAAAAAAUUUGGAGAAGGUUGGAAUCGUUGAAAGGCUUUAAAAUGCAGAUCCCACAGCUGCCGGCUUACUGAGGGGGUCUUUCUCACAUUAGAUAUGAGUGUCAGAACCAAACAGCAUACAUUUCAGAAAGUAGAACAUACACACACAUAUAUAUAUAUAUAUAUAUAUAUAUAUAUAUAUAUAUAUAUAUAUAUAUAUAUACAAAAGUAUGUGACAAACAUUGGCAGUAGAAUGGCCUUACUGAAGAGCUCAGUGACUUUCAACGUGACACUGUCAUAGGAUGCCACCUUUCCAACAAGUCAGUUCAUAAAAUUUCUGCCCUACUAGAGCUGCCCCGGUCAACAGUAAGUGCUGUUAUUGUGAAGUGGAAACGUCUAGGAGCAACAAUGGCUCAUCCGCGAAGUGGUAGGCCACACAAGCUCACAGAACGGGACCGCGGAGUGCUGAAGCGCGUAGCUUCAUGAAAUGGGUUUCCAUGGCCGAGCAGCCACACACAAGACUAAGAUCACCAUGCACAAUGCCAAGCAUCGGUUGGAGUGGUGUAAAGCUCGCUGCCAUUGGACUCUGGAGCAGUGGAAACGUGUUCGCUGGAGUGAUGAAUCAUGCUUCACCAUCUGUCAGUCCGACGGAUGAAUCUGGGUUUGGUGGAUGCCAGGAGAAUGCUACCUGCCCCAAUGCAUAAUCCCAACUGUAAUGUUUGGUGGAGGAGGAAUAAUGGUCUGGGGCUGUUUUUCAUGGUUCGUGUUAGGCCCCUUAGUUCCAGUGAAGGGAAAUCUUAACACUAAAGCAUACAAUGACAUUCUAGACGAUUCUGUGCUUCCAACUUUGUGGCAACAGUUUCCUGUUUCAGCAUGACAAUGCCCCCGUGCACAAAGCGAGGUCCAUACAGAAAUGGUUUGUCAAGAUCGGUGUGAAAUAACUUGACUGGGCUGCACAGAGCCCUGACCUCAACCCCAUCGAACACCUUUGGGAUGAAUUAGAACGCCAACUGCGAGCCAGGCCUAAUCACCCAACAUCAGUGCCUUACCUCACUAAUGCUCUUGUGGCUGAAUGGAAGCAAGUCCGCGCGGCAAUGUUCCAACAUCUAGUGGAAAGCCUGCCCAGAAGAGUGGAGGCUGUUACAGCAGCAAAGGGGGACCAACUCCAUAUUAAUGCCCAUGAUUUUGAAAUGAGAUGUUUGACGAGCAGGUGUCCACAUACUUUUGGUCAUAUAGUAUACAUAUUUGGAAAUGGGGCAUUAUUUAAUGAUUGUGUCACUUAAGCGACAUCAUUGGAUUAGAAAACAUAAAUAUCAGAAUGUAUAUGUUCAAAAACAUCACUUUCAUACUUUGUAACCAGAAUAUAAAAUAUUUUAUAAACAUUCAAAAUUGUGUCCAUUAUGUGAAUAUGUAAUACAGAUUCCAAAACUCCAUUUACAAAAUAAAUUGUGUUAGAAAUAGAUUAGUUACCUUUUGAUAAAUAUACUUCACAGAUGAGGGUCAUAUCCAAGCCAUAUAUGGUAAUCUAUAUAGCUCUUAGUCACACUAUCUAUGAAACUAUAACUAGUAACAACAUAACAUAAGUGAUAUGUUUCAAAAUAUAGUCCUACCACAAAAGACAAAAAGCUAAACAAAGGAAGGAAAGUGGUGAGGAAUGACCCUGAUGAUGAAACUCAAAGUCAGGUCUAAGACCCUGCUAAAAGACUAAUUGAUCAAUACGUGCUAUGGAUUGGCUUGAUGUAUGGUCACUGAAGCUGACAGUUAGGUUAGACCUCAGGAGAGAGACAGUUGAUCAGCUGUAGGGGUGGACAGCAAUUCUCCCUCCGAGUUGUUAUAAUUGCUGUAAAUGUAAUGUGGUUUGUCUCUUUACACACUGUCUCCUCAUUCUUGCCCUUACAAGUGGGAUAUAACUACUGACCAAAUGAUAGUAAGAACUACUGACCAAAUGAUAGUAAUAACUACUGACCAAAUUACAUGAAUAACUGUUGACCAAAUUACAGUAAUAACUACUGACCAAAUGCAAUAGCUAAUGAGUAAUGUAGGAUAUAUAACUAAAUUGGGUAGAUGUACUCUAUGUAUGCACUUAGUUCGAUCUGACUCAGUGUUUGAACUAGUCCUGACCACUGACCAGUAUCCAAGGUUAUGAGCACUGUGUUCAGUGUAGAAGACACAUCACAGAUAAAUGUGAUUGAUUUCAUAAGCACUGUUUGAUUCUGUGGAGAUGGAGGAAAGUGAGAGCUCGGGAACCCUAGACCCAAAAGAGAUCUAUCCUAAACAUAGGAUAUCCACUCAACCUUGACCAGGGACAUUAUAAUUGGUCAGACUGAUACAUUUUUGUUUGGCACUGCUUGGCUCCACCUCCAUGGUGUGAAACGAGCAUGUAAUAAAACCAUGCACGCACACUCACACACACACGUGACACACACCCCCCUUGUGCUUCAGACGUCCAUUCCAGUCGCCCCUCCCAUUCAGUCCAACAAUCGGCCCAAUAAUUAUCCCUCACCAGCCCCCCCUGCCGUCAUCAUCUCCCCUAACCCUAAACACAAAUGCAACUUAUUCGCAGAACAACAACAGUCUGGGUGUAUGAAAGCAGUGCAUGCUGUCAACACCAAUUAUUCAAUUAUAGGUCAUCAGGCUAGUGAUAUGAUCUAGCAACUCUCAAUUUCAAGUUGUUGUACAUCAUCCAUUAGGGCUCCGUAAGAAAUUGGUGAGAAAUAUAAUGGCAAAAACAUAGUGUAGACAUAUUUGAAGGCCAUUAACCUAAAAGCUACAAUGCUCAAUGCUAUAGCUGGCAAUGCCUUAGAUUUAAUGACACACUCAACCAGGCAGCUACAGACUGGCUGAAGUGAACUUCAGAUUAACUUCAAUCAGUUCUCUUGCAAUUCAAUCUCUCUCAAUGUCUCUCUAUGUCCUCACAUCUCCCUCAACAUUCCUGUUACCGAUUAAACAAACAAGCAAAAGACCAAAGACACUUUGACGGCUAUUGCUCAACAACAACCCCUUCAAGCCUUUUAUUGAUCCAGGGGAUCUAUAUUGGUGUCCUUUUAAAGAAAUUGGGGCCCAUCGGAGGGAAAGCAGCUUGGGGAAUAUAAAAUCCAUGCCUCCUCCAUUGAUUAAUGGUCUUCUAUUGAAAUAGGUGUCUCUUUGACCCUUGACACCCCCCCCCCACAUACCCUCCAGUACUCACAACCCCAUCUCUCCAUCCUUCCAUCUCUCUCCCUUUCUUUCUUUCUCCAUCUCUCUCUCUCUCUCUCUCUCUCUCUCUCUCUCUCUCUCUCUCUCUCUCUCUCUCUCUCUCUCUCUCUCUGCUCUCACACUCUACCUCCCCCUUAUCUCCCUCCCUCUGUACCUCCCCCCUGGACCCUGUUUCUCUCUCUUCCCAGGCCCUGUCUCUCUGGGUCUCAGCCAGGGAGGAGUGAGGGCAGGGGCUCAGGGGGUGUUAGUGUCAAUAGAUCAAUGAGAUGCUUAGGGGGCAAGAGGGGCUGGGGGUCUCUACAUAUAUGCAUGUCCCAUUGUGUGCUAUUGAACCUGGUGUCAGGCAGGACGGUGAACCCCGCAUCUGUCCCGGGGACACUGGCGGGCCAGGAAGGGUCAGAGGGGGAUAGAGAAGUGGGGGUUAGGGUUAUAUUAGGCUGUCCUCUGGAAGUCUCUUCCUAUGUUAAGUUCAAGCUCCGGUAAGAGGAGAGGAGGGGAAAUCAUUGGGAAUGUUUGUAUAGAUCUGUUGGGGUAGAUGUAGGGAUGUUUGUAUGUAUUGAUACACCUGCAAUCGUUAACAUUGAGGUAUAUGUAAUGUGGGCAGCAUGCUAUAGGCUUCUAUAACUAGGGACAAAGUGUUUCCUGGUCAGGUCACAUGGUCAGGACAAACUCAGGGACUUACUGUGCAUUUAGAUUUUAGAGCUAUGUUUCUAUCAGGUCAGAUGACACUGUAUAAAACUAUAUGGUCUAGAGAUAUGUUCAAAUCAAAUUAACUUCUGAAGGUCCUUACUAUAAGGACAGCAAUGGUCAUAACCACCUUUAUAUGAAAGUACAGCUGCCCAAAAACAUGCACAGUUCUGUCCUCUAUAGUUCAUUAUAAGAAUGACAGCACAUAGAAUUCAAUGCUCUCCCCCAAAAGGCCUUGUCAUUCUAAUCAAUACCUUUCUUCUUCUCUCUCCGUUUACCCUCAACAUCUUUCUUCUAAUGUCAUCCUCCUCUUUCAUUCAUCCUCCUUUUCUAUACAACUGUUCUCCUGCGUUCUUUCUAUUUAUCCCUCCACUUAUCACUAGCCUGCUUACUUUCCUCUCUUCUCCUCUCCUCUCGUAUUGUCCUCCAUCCAUUCUCCUCAUCUCCACCACCUCCCCUCUUGACUUUUUGAAAGUAUAUUUUACUUUCAUGCAGUUACAUAGUAUCACAAGCAAAUGCAAUUGUAGAUGUAAUUUACCCCACAGUGAUACAAGGAUUAAUCACUUACAUAUACAAUACGCUUACAACAAAUACAUAAUUCUCUCCCCACCAGCUCCUCCUGAGUUCAUGCAGUGGCCGCAGUCUGUCUCGAAACCAGCGGGGAGCAGUGCUGUAUUCACCUGUGUGGCCCAGGGCGUCCCCGAGCCUCACCUCAUCUGGCUGAAGAAUGGCAAGAUCCUGACGCCCGGCGACAACGUCAAGCUCACCAACAACAACAGGUACUGUACACCAGAGGUGUAUUCAUUCCGCCGAUUCGAUUGCAAAACAUUUCUUAAACGGAAGCAAACGGAACGAAACGGGACCUACCUGAAUUUGUCCAAUAGAAACUCUUGUUUUGCUCUUUACUUCCAUUUGGUUCUUAAACAGUAAUGAAUACACGUCUUGGUUUACAUUUAAGCAUACACUUUUAUGAUAAGUCUUAUCUAUAGCAACUUACGCCUACAGUCAGUGCAUUCAACUUAAGUAGGUAAAAUAAACAUAUCAAAAUCAUUGCAAGUAAAACGUAAAAUAGACGCUAAAUCUGCCAAAUUAGCGUUUCCCCUAGGGGGGUUGCAAAAAAAAAACAAAGCAACAUCCAAGGUUGUCCAUUGAAAGCAGAAACUAACCCCUUUAGUCGGGCAGCAACAGAGAUUAUUUUGUUAUUCCCACAUAUUAGCAGUUGAUAUAGGCUAAAGUCCAUAACAGAAAUUGUGAAAUAGUUGUGAAAUCAAUUUAGAAAUAAUGUCUAGAGGGUUGAUCUUUUUUUUAAUGGUGGCUGAAAUCUCCCUCUGUUGAGGAGGCUGAAGCUCUGUAUUUACACUGAACAAGAGAGGAUGGGAAUCAUUUGCUGCCUGAUUAUGUUUUCAAUCACAAAGAAUUCCAUUGUAUAUCUGAAUAUUUGUUUGUAUACAUACAACCAACCCAUCUUUAUGUUGUUUACCCAAUAUAUCAAUGUUUUAAUCUGUCCUAACUCAAAUAAACAAUAACAAAAAUGAUCUCAUCUUUAAUCUCCAUCAUCCAGCACCCUGGCCAUGACGCGCAUCACCUCGGAGGAUGAGGCCAUCUACCAGUGCAUCGCUGAGAACAUGGCCGGCACCAACCAGGCUAGCGCCCGUCUGGCCGUGUCCCUGGCCAAGGAUCUCCCCGACUCCCCACAGGGCCUCACGGCCACCGCCCUCUCCCCCAGCGCCCUGCAGCUCGCCUGGAUCCAACCGCCCGCCGAGAUCACCGACAGCAUCAUCGGCUAUGUGCUUCACAGCCGCAAGAUCGGCGGUGAGUGAGAGUCUUUGUGUGAUAAUCUAUCAGCGUUCAAAGCAGAGCUAAGACUAAACUCUUUCUUAAUUGCCUUAAUUGUCCUCUCCUAGCCUCCUCUCCUUCAUUGUACUGAUCUAAAAGAACUGGCCUAAUGAUGAGUUUACUAAGGACAUAUUUUUAAGCAAUUGAGAUAGCAUUUUGUUUUCUUUCAAAUACUUUAGUUGCACUUGACUGAGUGUGCCUGCUGGAAUGGAACCUAACCCUAAUUUAUAUUUAUUCUGCCACAACAACUAAUGAUAAUACUGCUUGUUGUUCCCCCCAGAGCCGGACAGCAGAGAGCUGCAGGAGGCAGUCAGUAAAACCACCUUCCAGCACGACUUUAUCAACCUGGAGCCAGCCACCACCUACUCCAUCUACCUCAAGGCCUACUCCUCACUGGGCGCCAGCCAGCAGUCCAGCACUGUGGUAGCCACAACACUAGGGGGCGGUAAGUCACCAGGAACAUGUUAAUGCCACGAUCAGUUUACCCUCCCCAAAACCUAACCAUAACCAUUUCCCUGUGGGCAACAUAAAGAGUUACACUUUAUAAUUACUUUCAAGAAUAACCAUUUAUAAACUAUGUAUGAAUAGUGUAGUAUUAUACUUAUAGUGUACAUAUAUUAUUAAUAAAUUAGCCUUAUAAAUGUACUCACAUUUAUAAGCAUUCCUAAACAUUUAUAAGCAUAAAUAAUGUCAUAUUUAUGAACGUUAUAAUUAAAUGUAACCAAAUAAAUGGAUUCUAUUCUAUUAUGGGGGAAAAUGUAAAGCUGACCUAGGAUCAGUGUCUAGUGGCUACUUCACUCUACCCCACAUACAGUAGCUCCAUGUACAGUAUAUUGCAGAAAGAGGACAGCAGAGUGCUUUAGAGUGAUGUAGCUAGACUAGUGUAAGAGAAUAUGGGCAGUGUAAUAUGUAACUUGGUUAUUUACAACCUGUGAUCAAUUGAAGGUGUUUAUCUCCUCUUCCCUCACUUGAUUUCAUCACAUCCCACUUUUCUCGUCUCUUCUCUCCAUCUCUGUGCACUUAUGUCAAUCCCCAUAUACUAUUCCACUCAUCUUCCGUCACUGAUAAACACUCCCUUGUUUUCCCUCCCUGUCUUACUAUCUCUUUGAGUUUUAUCAUCAUUUCAUCCUCACCCUUCUCUUUCUCUCUCUCUCCAAAUGUCUUCAAUUCAUACACCCUCUUUUUCAUACUGCCUCUCUAACCAUCUCUACACUAUUUCUAUCUUUUUGCUGUCCUUUCCCAUCAUAUUUAACUUUUUUUUUUUUUUUUUUUUUACAUCCAAUGUCCUAAUCUCCAUCUCUACUCCUGUAGUGCCCACCCCCCCUUCCUUCUUCACCAAGGUGGUGAACUCCACUGCGGUCCAGGUGUUAUGGGAGCUCCCCAGCAAGCCUGGUAAGGCAGAGGGCUUCAGGCUCACCUACCGCAGGGUCCCCCACACCGACUUCCAGGGGCCAGUUCAGUUCCCCUGCCACAUCAAUGCCCACACCAUCUCCCGUCUUGGUGAGUGAGUGAGUGAGUGAGUGAGUGAGUGAGUGAGUGAGUGAGUGAGUGAGUGAGUGAGUGAGUGAGUGAGUGAGUGAGUGAGUGAGUGAGAAGGAACGAUACCACCUCCAGAGACUGUGUAUUAUUAGUUUGUUUUUAUUUGUCUUGGACACUGGAAAGAAUCAGUUAAUAUAGUAAUGUAAUUACCUUUUAUAAUAUUUGGUGCACUGUUCCUACCACAUUAGUCUAUGUAAUAAUAAUGAUGGAAGGCUGGAAUAAUAAGAGAGUGAGGAAAGAACUAUAAAUAGACCAAGAAAAUACAGGAACCCAUUUACAUUUGAGUCAUUUAGCAGACUGUCUUAUCCUGGAAUGAAAAACAAAUAAGCACGCCUGGGGUAAAUAUGUACUCUCUCCUAUGUUAUUAGAAAAAGCAAUCACGUAGAAAAUAAAAUAAUUAGAGGGUUUGAAAGUCGUAAUUACAUGAGCAUGACAAGGGCUUUAAAAUCGACCUGAUAUUGGUGUUUAAAAAUAUAUAUUUGAUAUAAAGUUAUUAUAAUAUUAUGUUCAUGUUAAGAUUACAUUUAUUAUAUUUUAUGUUAUAAAAUAUUAAUAUAUUUAAUGAUUAAAUGAUUACAAUUUAAAUGAUUUUAAAAUAAUUCAAAUAAGUUGUAUUUACCCCUGGUGAAAUACAGCUAUUGUAAUUGCUUUUCCCUGAUAGCUGUCUUUUUAUCCACCCCCCUCUGGUCCAAGCUUUCAUGUGUGGAAAUCAGUCCUAUACUCCUGCACUGCUACCACAUGUUGUUGUCUUAUAACUGAAUUGCAGAAAAUUCAGAAAAAGAUGUAAUGUACGAAAUGUGACAUUGAUUUUCCAAUGAGGCUAGCUUUAGGCCAGAGCUGGCUUUAAAAGGUUGCAGUGGUGCAGAGAAUAACAAUUACCCCAUAUUUGAAUGAAUAUGUGACAUAGAGUUAAUUAUCAUGCACAUGGAAGAGAAACUUAAUAUCCCUCUGGAGCACAAAAAUGUGAAAGGGAGAUCUUUAAAAGUUUUUUUUUUCUUACAUGUUUUGCUGUAUUAAAAAAUAAAUAAAUAAACAUUGUAAAAUGUAAAGCCACCUAGUGGAAAAUGACUGGAUGGGUUGGUGUCAUUGCAUUCAGAGCAUAAGCUUUCUCAUACUGUAGCAAUGACUCAAUCAAUAUCGAGAGAUUAAAAGAGGGAGACAUGGGAGGAUGUUGGAGGUAUCGAGAUAGAGAUGCCAGAGAGAGAUGGCAGAGUGAGAGAGUUGAGAGGAAAGGUAAGUGGGUUAGGGAGGGAUGGAGGGAGGGAGUAGGGAAAGGAACAGUCCAGGCAAGAGGAGUGAAAAAUGACAUGCUCCCCAACUUCAAUCGCCCAAUCAAUAGCUUUGCUUUUACCAAGCAAGCAGUCAACAAAACUGAGUCAAUAUCUCUCCAUUUAAAAAAUAUGACCUUCGAAGUUGUCAAUGGGAACUUAUAAUGUGAUACUGUCACCUUAUGACUUGUUCUUGCAGAAACCGGCGCAGUGUAUGAAGUCAAUCUAGUGGCCUAUAACGGGAACGGCGAGAGCGGUUGCUCCAAGAGGCUGGUGUCACUGGCAGAAGAGGGUACCAGCGCCAAAACCAGUGGUGAGUGUCCAAUAAAUAUUAGAGUCAAGUCAGUAUUGAGUAGUAAAUAAUAUUUUCUAGACAAGUAUUAGUUAUUUGGUGAUGUUCUGUCCUUUUUGCUUCAAGUCUAUUUUUCAGUGAAUCUAUUAGUUAGCUUUUUUGGCAUUGCCAUAUGAUCCAAUAUGUAUUUCCGUAUGUGACUGUGUAUUUGUGCUGGUUGUAUGGAUGUACUCAUCAUGUGUUUCUUGGUUGCAGGUGGGGAGACCCAGUGUAACUGUAGACAGGAGGGCGAGGGCUCGAUGGGCGGUAUCGUGGUUGGCAUUCAUAUCGGCAUGGCUUGCAUCAUCUUCUGUGUGCUCUUCCUCAUGUUUGGAUACCGUCGCAGGUAAGGAGGGGCCCUAUCUGAUGGGACCCACUAACUGUUGCUUUGCUUCUAGUACUGUACUUUCAGAUUGGGUUUUUAAGGUCAGGUAAACUUUAGAUAUAUCCUGAUCACCCAUGAUUUAUCUUGGCAGAGUGAGAUAAUGAAUGUUAACUUUGGUAUAUUACAUGUUAGUUGUAUUCGUAAAGUUGUGUGUUGUUUUUAGAGUGGACUUGUGUGCGUGUAAUAUUGAAACAUGUAUUAAUGUCCCCAGUCUGUUCUGCAGUAAAGGGACUCAGGACAGCUGGUCUGUGCCAAGGGGGGAGGACCGGGGACACCUGGGACAAAACGGGAUCCCCAAAGAGAGGGUCACUCGUUCGGCAGAAGUCGCCCUCGAAUUAGUGCCUCAGGUAGGAGGACCGGUGCACUGACACAUUGACAGACUAACCUGACUCAUUCACUACACAGAAAACGCUAAGCUAACCUCUCACACAAUGUGGCCAUUAGUUUUGUUUUCAUCCCUGUAACAGCAGGUGACUGAAUAGAUAUCACCAUCUUAUAAUUGAAUCAUCAAUGACAUCAGAGCUGCAGGAUAUGGGUUGCCAGGACACACGCAUUGACGUCACAGUAGUUUGGCCUCCAGGUGUAACUUAGUUUCUAAAACAAAGUUGACACCUUCAGGACAUCUCGAGUUGCCGAUAUUUCAGAAUUAAUUGAUCUAUUAUGCUCGUAAUCCUGUCUCUCUGUUGUCACAAGCUCAUCCAACUAUUCGAUCUGAGAUCUAGAUCUCAUCCAUCUGUGAUUUCUGACCCCAUGAUACUGUAGAUUAUAAGCCUCAGGGCUCUAGUCAAUCAAACCUGGAUUUGUUACCACUGAAUGAAACAUUGUUACCACGUCAAGCAAAAUGGAUAUUACUUCAAAGUGUUCUAGAGACUAGGGUGGGUUUUUCGAAAGCUUUGGGGCUAACGUGGCACUCAAUUUUUUUAUUUGAUUGAAUUGGAUCCUCAGAGCUGUGUUGAACAACAUCGAUGUUACUAUGUCCAGGGGUGGAAAUGAUGAACAAGAUGAUUGGUCAACAACAACGCAGAAGUAAUCAUCAGUGGACAAAAGGAGGGAUAUGAUCGAAGUUGCUAAAUUAUAGACUCUGACACUCCGUCUUUUGUCUCUUUCUUUUCCAGAGUCAAGACUCCACAUCUCAGGGAGGGGCUGUAGUGCGUCCAGCCCAAUGCCAGGUCCUCAUCGAGCAGCACUUGUCUGGUCUGCCUGGGACGGACACUGGCUAA
Messenger RNA from Coregonus sp. 'balchen', 21909 nucleotides. NCBI's taxonomy places the organism in Eukaryota, Metazoa, Chordata, Actinopteri, Salmoniformes, Salmonidae. The record is from the annotation of a GenBank genome assembly.